AAAUACGGCCAAUGAAGAUGUACAUUUGGAUUUGACUUUAUACUUUAGAACAGUUUCUUGAGUGUACUUGUCCGACACUCAAGAGGAGUGUCAGUUAUUGCCCCUUUAAGAGUAUGUCGUUGUCAUUGACGAAAUUUCCUGCUGUGUGGAGUGACUCUUGCUGGAUAUCAACAACAGAUUGAAACGGACCGCCAAUGAUGGUGUGCCGUUUACAUUCAAUUUGAAUACACAAUUCCACUGCAGAUAUCAUUUUUACAGGUCUUGGAAUUGCAUUGAUAGAUCAAUGUUUCGGUUCGGACUCGCGAAAAGCGGAAUUACGGGUGAUUCCUUGUUGAGCAGGUGAUGGCGGAGAGAGGGGUGAAGCUCGAAUAUUCAUGCCUUCCUGUUAAUGAAACACUAUCAAGAAUUCCGUGCAAGGGUUGCCACCCGCCAUGUUAAGAUAAAGACACAGAUCUCUGUGUUGAACAUGUUAAAGCGAUUGGAUAAGAUAAGGUUCAGAGGACCCAAGCGAGAUGAGUUCCUGGACCUUGCUGAGUCCCCCAACGCAUCUGACAGCGAAUGUAAUGAUGACGUCCCAGUAAAACAGCGGACCUCCAUCAAAGACACGGAGGAGCUGCGAGACCCUGCUGGUUCAGGGACUGUGACCAUGUCUGCUGCCAUCCAGGACUACCAGAAGUCUGAAACAGACAGACUCAAUGAGGUCAAAGGUCAUCUGGAGAUAGCCUUACUGGAAAAGCACUUCCUUCAGGAGGAGCUGCGGAAGCUUCGGGAGGAGACGAAUGUUGAGACACUGAAGCAGGAGCUUGAGAAAGAGAAGUCGAAAAGAGUUGAUCUCGAGCAGAAAAUGAAUGAAAUUCUCAGAUCCAGACUAGAAGAUUCACCACCUCCAUCUACAAAGCCACAAGUUACUGCUGUCAACGGGACAGGGGACAAACAGAAGGAGACGUUAUGCUCUCGCUUGUGGAAAUGGCUCUAUGAGCGCUUUGGUGUUUAUAUCGAAGACUUUCGCUUUCAGCCUGAAGAGAACACAGUUGAGACAGAGGAACCAUUAAGUGCUAAAAGAUUAACAGAAAAUAUGAGACGACUGAAACGGGGUUCUAAACCUGUAACUAACUUCAUGAGGAACCUUUCUGCCUUAUCCAGCUGGCACUCUGUCUACACUUCAGCCAUUGCCUUUAUUAUCUAUAUGAAUGCUGCAUGGCAUGGCUGGGUUAUCCCCAUGUUUCUAUUUUUAGCCAUUCUGCGGUUGUCCUUGAAUUACCUCAUAGCAAAAGGUUGGAGGAUACAGUGGAGCAUUGUGCCUGAGGUCUCUGAACCUAUGGAUCCUCCAAAGGAAGAUCUAACAGUCUCAGAGAAGUUCCAGUUAGUUCUGGAUGUUGCACAGAAAGCACAGAAUCUAUUUGGAAAGAUGGCAGAUGUAUUGGAGAAGAUCAAAAACCUCUUCAUGUGGGUCCAGCCUGAAAUCACACAGAAAUUGUACAUUGGUUUGUGGGUAGCCUUCAUCACUUCCUGUUUCCUGCCAUACAAACUAAUGGGCUUCAUGAUUGGUAUCUAUGCCGGCAUUAAAUUCUUCAUCAUCGACUUCAUCUUCAAAAGCUGCCCCAAACUGAGGGACAAGUACGACACGCCCCACAUUAUAUGGACCAAUUUACCCACUGACCCGCAACUGAAAGAGCGCAACAACGCCACACUUAACAGACGGAUCCAGCCUGUGGUAGCACGCGGUAGCCAAGCGGCUGGAAUUCCAUGUGGGAUUGGUCGUGAGGAGGAAAGUGGAAGGGCCUGCAACACCAAAAGAGGCCCCUUUCAUGAAGUUUUCAACCUGUCUGAGAAUGAGCGCCCUCUGCCAGUGUGCGAGAACGGAUGGCGAUGUUGCUUGAUCAACAGGGACAGAAAAAUGCCGACCGACUACAUCCGCAAUGGUGUCCUCUAUGUGACAGAAAAUUACCUGUGUUUUGAGAGCUCCAGCUCCAGGGCUACUUCCUCUAAGAAGAACAAAGUUAUCAACCUCCUCAACAUCACUGAUAUUCAGAAGUAUAAGGUGUUAUCAGUGUUGCCUGGAUCUGGGAUGGGUAUCUCAAUUACCAUGCCAUCCACUCUAAAGCCUCUAGUGUUUGGUGCCAUGAUUCAUCGAGAUGAGGCCUUCGAUGCCAUCUACACUCAGUACACGAAGAUGAAGAAUUCUACAAUAGCAACUACAGUCACAAACCCAGAGACAUAGGACACAAGCAGGCUUUAAGCCUCAAUCGUAUGAACCCUUAGUCACACAAAACAAAUGAGUCCAUAAGUCAGUUCGAACCUUAAUGUAGCACAUUAGUCUUAACCCCUAUGGAUUCCAGCCAUAUCCAGGGCUCAAACCGAAAGCUGGACUACCAAGAAACUGUUUUUCAUAUACUCUUUUUAGAUUAUAAAUGAGUAUUAGGAGGGGUGUUUUAUAUAGUGUUCUCUCAAAACAUUCUAUAAUCGUACACAAGUGUUUGUCAGGAUGUGUCUUAUUUUAUAAGAUAGGAGUGUAGUUGUACCUCUUAUGUGUCUUGUGUUCUAUAACAGCAAAAUGCCACUUUGGAACAGGAGCUGGAUCUCCUUCAUUGAAAAGACUCUGAUAGAGGGCUUUGUGUGUAAUCAGACUAUAUAACCCAUCAUCUCUGUGCUUAGCCACAUUUUCUUCCAUUUAAUUGCAUCACCGCUGGCCUUGCACAAAGAAACACAUUGCACUUAGUGGUGUUGAGAGCUUUUAGAUGUGAUACAGGAUGAUUUGGGGGACAAAGAAACAAACUUGACCUCUAUUUCUCAUUAUUCAUACCACAUAGCUUGGUAGGCUAGCUCCAUAAUACUUAGUACAUAUUUUAAGGCAAAAACGCAAAUCUGAAUGGGCAAAGCAGCUGACAACUGCCAUACAUACAAUUCCUUGGUGUUAUUGUUAUUCUAUCUUCAGUAUUUUUAGUGUACUUGUGUUAAGACAUUAAAGACACCUCCAUACAUUUUAACUUUUUAAAUUGUAUUACAUUUUAAGGGCUAGCUCACCCAAAAAUGAAAAUUCUGUAAUCAUUUACUAACCCUAAUGUCAUCAAAAGUGUAUGACUGGUAUAAUGUCUAGGCUACUUGGUCAUUCUGCUAUAUAUAUAUCCUUUGAUGCUCCAAUGAAGAUAGACUUACUGUCCUAGACAUUUGGAGCAACAUGAGGGUGAGCAAAGUAUGACAGAAUUUUUAUUUUUUGGUGAACUAUCCCUUUAAAAGCACAAAAAUAGCACACCUUACCCAUAAAAUGAAUGUGCACAGACAAAUAAGUGCAGAAGAAUGUUCAAGCUGAGCAGGAAUAAGAUAUAGUUAUAUAAAAUCGUAUUUUUGGUCAUUUGCAGAUCCCGGGAUUAUAGAGGUAUUAGGUUUACAUAAAUUAAAUGUUUUAAUUUAGCAAAUUCUCAACCCUAUAAUAUAUUUUUAGUCUUAUAUCCUCAACUUAUUUCUGUGUGGAUGUAAUAUAUUAUAAUUAUAAGAAUUUUUCACAAUGUGCAUUUUGUAGGGAACUCAAAAAUAUAGUUUGUUUUCUUUGGCAUGCUACACUUUUAAAUACAUUGCAGUACUUUCUUUACUCCUCCAUGGAUAACAUUUUUAAUUUAAAUUUUUGCUAUGCAGACUUUUUUUAAAAAAAGCAGAGCUACUGCU
Molecule: messenger RNA, 3663 nt
Organism: Xyrauchen texanus (razorback sucker)
Lineage: Eukaryota; Metazoa; Chordata; Actinopteri; Cypriniformes; Catostomidae
Gene: gramd4b
Product: GRAM domain containing 4b
Exons: 19
Coding region: 389-2221 (610 amino acids)
Biological process (GO): apoptotic process; negative regulation of toll-like receptor 9 signaling pathway
Source: RefSeq, a predicted model, not a curated record